Molecule: messenger RNA, 1800 nt
Organism: Thalassophryne amazonica
Lineage: Eukaryota; Metazoa; Chordata; Actinopteri; Batrachoidiformes; Batrachoididae
Product: perforin-1-like
Exons: 8
Coding region: 1-927 (308 amino acids)
Source: RefSeq, a predicted model, not a curated record
AUGAGAGCCACACUCCACUUGUCCAAGCCGCCCGGUCUCGGCCUGACUCUCCUCGUCCUGCUGUCGUACCACUCUGUGGUAUUUUUCUGCCAGACUGGAACUCACAGCCAGUGUGUGUCUGCUCCCUUUGUGCCUGGUCACAACCUUGCUGGAGAAGGUUUUGAUAUUGUCACCCUGGAGCGCAAAGGAGCCUAUGUGAUUGAUGUGGUGACUUAUCUUGACCGUGACACAUGUACUCUUUGCGAAAACCCUCUUCAAAAUGACCAACUGCAAAAGCUCCCCCUGUCUGUACUGGACUGGCGUGUGUUAACCAGCUGCAGUUAUCACCUCGAAAACAGUGUUCAUGAUUCUAUAAGCUCACUGCUGUCAAGCUACUCCAAGCACGACAGCUCUGACUGGCAGGCACACAGCUGCUUUACACUGGGUAUCGGUGUUGGCCUCGGGAAGAUCACAUCAACAUUUGAAUUGGACAAGUGCAAAACAUACCUACAGAACCAGGCUACCAAUGUCUCGUACAGCAGUGGUCUCCACCAACACUACACAGAAGUGGCUGGAGGCACCGACUGGGUGGGGGAGUUCUCACUCACCCACAGUGACUCAGUGGGUUAUGAGAUAUGGCUGAAAACCCUCAAGGAUCAUCCUGAUGUUGUUCUGCACAAUCUCAGUCCAAUUUACAAGCUGGUGUCAAACGAUGAUCGCACAAAGCGGAUCGGACUGAAGGCUGCCACUGAGGACUACUUACAAAAACACGGAAUAGAGAUUUCAUCAAACCAGCAGCAGUGUGGGAACAGAAUCCAAAACCUGGCUCCCAACUGUUGUCCUAAAGAGGCCUCUGUGGGGGAACUCAGUGUGACCAUCAUCAACGGCUGGGAUCUGACAGGAGACACUUGGGGCGUGACUGAGGGGUUUGUCAAGGUGUUUUUUUGAGGGAAUCGAACGCAGAACCAAUAUGAUCAAGUCAAACUCCCCUAACUGGAAUGAAAUUUUGUAUUUGGGAAAGUGAUUGCGAGGAGGUACCUUAUAGAUGUGUGGACUCUGUUGUCGAGGUGAUAACUGCAGCGGCUGGAUGCACGCCAGUCCUGGACAGAAAGGGGGAGCUGAAAAGGGUGAUGAUGUCAAAACCUUCUCCGGCGAGGUUGUGGCCAGGCACAAAAGGAGCAGACAAACACUCGCUGUGAAUUCCGAUCUGGCAAGAAAAUACCACGGAGUGGUACGACAGCAGGACGAGGAGAGUCAGGCUGAGAGCGGGCGGGUUGGACAAGUGGAGCGUGGCUGAAGUCAAAGAAAAUCACAGGGAGCAUUAAUAUACAUGAAUGAAUGAAGAUGUUGAGAUCUUCAAACAGUCACAGAAGCUGGACCCGUACUACAGUAACUACAUAAAGCAGUUGUGCAUAGAGAAAAAGCUGCAGGAUUGUGUCAAUGAAGCAGACAGCCUCGAAGCAGCCAGAUCAACGCAUGCCAGGUUCUGAGUGUGAAAAUAUUCCCUCUGAAAUAUCAGGAUUUGAAUAUAAACACUGAUUUCAUGUAGAUCAGUGUGUGUGCAAGUGUCUACAAGCCAUCCUGGACCACUGGCAGCAGCUAGAUGUUCUCUAAUCAACAUCAAAAAUGAUUUUUGGCAAGUGUCAUUAACAUUAUCAUUGAUAAUGAAUUAUCCAAAGUCUACAGUUUAUCAACGUUCAGAAUUUUUGAUGUGCUGAUGUUAAUUUUUGAUGUGUUUGAACCUGAGGACAAUGGACUCAUUUCAACGUGUUAAUGAAUUUCUAACCCACCAUCAAUGUUGAUUAAAUAUGAUGCAUUGCA